CGUUGGGCUCGCGCGGCGCCGUCCCCCCUCUCUCUCUCUCUCUCUCUCUCUCUCUCUACACUGCUCACGCCUCUCUCUCUCUCUGCUCCCAAAUCUGCGUGGGAGAGAGAGAGAGAGAGAAAUCCAGUGGGGGGAGGGAUUGGUCUCUGGAGGGGAUCUAGCAGCAGCAGCAGCAGCAGCCAUGAACAUCUUCAAGAAGAAGGUCGACCCCAAAGAGGCUCUCAGGACCAGCAAGAGGGAGAUGUCAGUUGCUACACGGGGAGUUGAGAGAGAGAUUGGCUCCCUGCAAAUGGAGGAGAAGAAACUAGUUGCUGAGAUUAAGAAAACUGCUAAGACAGGAAAUGAGGCUGCGACCAAAAUCCUAGCUCGGCAACUUGUGAGGCUUAGGCAACAAAUUGUCAAUUUGCAAGGCACGCGGGCACAAAUACGUGGAGUUGCUACUCAUACACAGGCAAUGUACGCAGGCACUUCAAUAUCUGCAGGAAUGAAAGGUGCAAGCAAAGCAAUGGCAGCAAUGAAUAAGCAAAUGGAACCAACAAAACAGAUCAAGGUUAUGAGAGAAUUCCAGAAACAAUCAAAUCAGUUGGACAUGACGCUUGAAAUGAUGUCCGAUGCUAUAGAUGAAACACUUGAUAAGGACGAGGCAGAAGAGGAAACAGAAGAACUUACUAACCAGGUUCUUGAUGAGAUUGGUGUUGAUGUGGCUUCUCAGCUGUCUUCAGCUCCUAAAGGUCGUAUUGCGGCGAGCAACAGGAAAGCUGAGAGCAACCAAGCACGAAAUGCCGCUCCCCCCAGAAAUAACGUGGAGCCUGAAUCCUCUGCUGAAGUUGACGACCUGGAGAGGAGACUGGCUUCACUUCGCCGCAUCUGAGCAGCUGAUAAAUAUAUAGUGCAUCUAUAAUUCUAUAUGUAAAUUUGUUUCACUCAACAUAGCUUGUCUGAAUAUGUGCGAGUAGAGUAUUGUAGGCAAACAACAAGAUUUAAAUAACAUAAUUGAACCUUCGGAUUUUCUAUGGAAGGAUGAGCAUUUGUCCAAUUUUGGAAGAUAUGGGAAAACUCUUUUGAUUAAAAGUCUAUCAGAAUCAAUCGCUCAUAUUCGAUUUCUAUAGAAGAGGGAAAUGCUUUAUCGAAGGAAAUAAGAAAAAAGGGUAUGUUGCUACUCUUUUGAAAGAAAAAA
Oryza sativa Japonica Group (Japanese rice) is the source of this 1177-nucleotide messenger RNA. Its product is annotated as vacuolar protein sorting-associated protein 2 homolog 2. The record is from RefSeq and is a predicted model, not a curated record. Gene Ontology annotation, cellular component: ESCRT III complex; multivesicular body. Gene Ontology annotation, biological process: late endosome to vacuole transport; endosome transport via multivesicular body sorting pathway; protein transport. Lineage: Eukaryota; Viridiplantae; Streptophyta; Magnoliopsida; Poales; Poaceae.